UCCUCAUGUCCUGCCAGAACAGUCUCCAUCUCCUCCUCAGCCAUCUUCUCUCCCAGGGUGGUGAGGACUUGUCUGAGCUCUGCUCCCGUGACUUUGCUGUUCCCCUCCUUGACUAACACAUGGAACCCCCUCCAAGUAGUCCUCAUAUGUGCCUUGGUUCCGCUUCUUGGCUGCUGCCUGGAGCAUGGGCAGGAAAGUCUUGAAGUCCACAUGCCGGGACUUCAGCUCAUCACUCUUGGGGUUCCCCAGGACCUUCAUCACCUUGGCACUGACUCAUGAAAUGGCCACAGAUGAUAAGACGUCCCCAACACUGGACUCUGCUAAUGAUUUGCCUCGAUCUCCUACUAGUCCUUCUCAUCUCACACACUUUAAACCUUUGACUCCUGAUCAAGAUGAGCCCCCUUUUAAAUCAGCUUAUAGUUCUUUUGUAAAUCUCUUUCGUUUUAACAAAGAGAGAGCAGAAGGAGGCCAGGGAGAACAGCAGCCUUUGAGUGGAAGUUGGACCAGCCCUCAGCUCCCUUCAAGGACACAGUCUGUUAGGUCACCCACACCUUAUAAAAAACAGCUUAAUGAGGAACUCCAGCGGCGCUCUUCAGCAUUAGCAGAGAACAGUUUGCAACAUCCCCAGGAGAACACAGACACAAGAAGGAAAGCAGAACCUACCUUUGGAGGUCAUGACCCUCGUACAGCUGUUCAGCUUCGAAGCCUCAGCACAGUAUUAAAACGCCUCAAGGAAAUCAUGGAGGGGAAAAGCCAGGAUAGUGACCUGAAACAAUACUGGAUGCCAGAUAGCCAAUGUAAAGAGUGCUAUGACUGUAGUGAGAAAUUUACAACCUUUAGGCGCAGACACCAUUGCCGACUAUGUGGGCAGAUUUUCUGCAGUCGUUGCUGUAAUCAAGAAAUCCCUGGAAAAUUUAUGGGCUAUACAGGAGACCUCCGAGCUUGCACAUAUUGUAGAAAAAUAGCCUUAAGUUAUGCUCAUUCCACAGACAGUAAUUCUAUUGGGGAAGACUUGAAUGCUCUUUCAGAUUCUGCUUGCUCUGUGUCUGUGCUUGAUCCAAGUGAACCCCGAACACCUGUUGGGAGUAGGAAAGCCAGCCGUAACAUAUUUUUAGAGGAUGAUUUGGCCUGGCAAAGUUUGAUUCAUCCAGAUUCCUCAAAUACUCCUCUUUCAACAAGACUUGUAUCUGUGCAAGAGGAUGCUGGGAAAUCUCCUGCUCGAAAUAGAUCAGCCAGCAUUACUAACCUGUCACUGGAUAGAUCUGGUUCUCCUAUGGUACCUUCAUAUGAGACAUCUGUCAGUCCCCAGGCUAACCGAACAUAUGUUAGGACAGAGACCACUGAGGAUGAACGCAAAAUUCUUCUGGACAGUGUGCAGUUAAAAGACCUGUGGAAAAAAAUCUGCCAUCACAGCAGUGGAAUGGAGUUUCAGGAUCACCGCUACUGGUUGAGAACGCAUCCUAACUGCAUUGUAGGAAAGGAAUUAGUCAACUGGCUAAUCCGAAAUGGGCACAUUGCCACAAGGGCACAAGCUAUAGCAAUUGGACAAGCAAUGGUUGAUGGACGUUGGCUGGAUUGUGUUAGUCAUCACGACCAGCUUUUCAGAGAUGAGUAUGCGCUGUAUAGACCACUGCAGAGUACAGAAUUUUCUGAGACACCUUCUCCCGACAGUGACUCAGUGAACUCCGUGGAAGGACACUCUGAGCCAUCCUGGUUUAAAGACAUAAAGUUUGAUGACAGUGACACAGAACAGAUAGCUGAAGAAGGUGACGAUAAUUUGGCUAAUUCUGCCAGUCCUAGCAAGCGCACAUCAGUCAGCAGUUUCCAGUCCACAGUGGACAGUGACUCAGCCGCUUCUAUCAGCCUGAACGUGGAGCUGGACAACGUGAACUUCCAUAUCAAGAAGCCCUCCAAGUACCCACAUGUGCCCCCUCACCCUGCUGACCAAAAAGAGUAUUUGAUUUCUGACACUGGAGGACAACAGCUCUCAAUAAGUGACGCUUUCAUCAAAGAAUCCUUAUUUAAUCGUCGAGUAGAGGAAAAAUCCAAAGAGCUGCCUUUCACACCUUUGGGCUGGCAUCAUAACAACCUGGAGCUCCUGAGGGAGGAGAAUGGGGAGAAACAAGCCAUGGAGAGGUUGCUUUCAGCUAAUCAUAACCACAUGAUGGCACUACUCCAGCAGUUGCUCCAUAGUGACUCACUGUCAUCAUCUUGGAGGGACAUCAUCGUGUCAUUGGUCUGCCAGGUUGUUCAGACAGUCCGACCUGAUGUCAAGAACCAGGAUGAUGACAUGGAUAUCCGUCAGUUUGUCCACAUCAAAAAAAUCCCAGGUGGAAAGAAGUUUGAUUCUGUGGUUGUCAAUGGCUUUGUUUGUACCAAGAACAUUGCACAUAAAAAGAUGAAUUCUUGUAUUAAAAACCCCAAAAUUCUUCUGUUGAAGUGUUCCAUUGAGUAUCUCUACAGAGAAGAAACUAAGUUUACUUGCAUUGAUCCUAUUGUGCUUCAGGAAAGGGAAUUCUUGAAGAAUUAUGUCCAGCGAAUAGUUGAUGUUCGACCCACCUUGGUUCUAGUUGAGAAAACAGUGUCUCGGAUUGCGCAGGACAUGUUAUUGGAACAUGGCAUUACUUUGGUCAUUAAUGUAAAGUCACAAGUUUUGGAACGAAUCAGUCGAAUGACCCAAGGUGAUUUAGUGAUGUCAAUGGACCAGCUGCUUACAAAACCACACCUGGGCACUUGUCACAAAUUUUAUAUGCAGAUAUUUCAGUUGCCUACUGAACAAACCAAGACGCUGAUGUUUUUUGAAGGUUGUCCGCAGCACUUAGGCUGUACAAUCAAGCUAAGAGGAGGCUCUGAUUAUGAGCUGGCUCGAGUUAAGGAGAUCCUAAUAUUUAUGAUCUGUGUUGCUUAUCAUUCUCAACUAGAAAUAUCCUUUCUCAUGGAUGAAUUUGCUAUGCCUCCCACAUUAAUGCAAAACCCUUCAUUCCAUUCCCGGUUUGAGGGACGAGGGCAUGAGGGGGCUGUCCAAGAGCAGUACGGUGGAGGUUCCCUCCCCUGGGAUCCCGACAUCCCUCCUGAGUCUCUGCCCUGUGAUGAUAGCAGUUUGCUGGAAUCGAGGAUUGUGUUUGAGAAGGGUGAGCAGGAAAAUAAAAAUCUUCCACAGGCUGUUGCCUCUGUGAAGCAUCAAGAACAUAGCACAACAGCUUGCCCGGCGGGUCUCCCUUGUGCUUUCUUUGCACCUGUACCGGAAUCAUUGUUGCCACUCCCUGUGGAUGACCAACAAGAUGCUUUAGGCAGUGAGCAGCUGGAGAGUUUGCAGCAAACGGUUGUGCUGCAGGAUCCCAAAAGCCAGAUAAGAGCCUUUAGAGACCCUCUACAGGAUGACACUGGAUUAUAUGUUACUGAGGAAGUCACCUCCUCUGAAGAUAAACGAAAGACUUAUUCUUUGGCCUUUAAGCAGGAAUUAAAAGAUGUGAUCCUCUGUAUCUCCCCAGUAAUCACAUUCCGAGAACCCUUUCUUUUAACUGAAAAGGGGAUGAGAUGCUCUACCCGAGAUUAUUUUGCAGAGCAGGUUUACUGGUCUCCUCUCCUCAAUAAAGAAUUCAAAGAAAUGGAGAACAGGAGGAAGAAACAGCUGCUCAGGGAUCUCUCUGGACUUCAGGGCAUGAAUGGAAGUAUUCAGGCCAAGUCUAUUCAAGUCUUACCCUCACAUGAGCUAGUGAGCACUAGAAUUGCUGAGCAUCUGGGCGAUAGCCAGAGCUUGGGUAGAAUGCUGGCCGAUUAUCGAGCCAGAGGAGGAAGAAUUCAGCCCAAAAAUUCAGACCCUUUUGCUCAUUCAAAGGAUGCAUCAAGUACUUCAAGUGGCAAAUCAGGAAGCAAAAACGAGGGUGAUGAAGAGAGAGGGCUUAUUCUGAGUGAUGCUGUGUGGUCAACAAAGGUGGACUGUCUGAAUCCCAUUAACCACCAGAGACUUUGUGUGCUCUUCAGCAGCUCUUCUGCUCAGUCCAGCAAUGCUCCUAGUGCCUGUGUCAGUCCUUGGAUUGUAACAAUGGAAUUUUAUGGAAAGAAUGAUCUUACAUUAGGAAUAUUUUUAGAGAGAUACUGUUUCAGGCCUUCUUAUCAGUGUCCAAGCAUGUUCUGUGAUACCCCCAUGGUACAUCAUAUUCGUCGCUUUGUUCAUGGCCAAGGCUGUGUGCAGAUAAUCUUGAAGGAGUUGGAUUCUCCAGUACCUGGAUAUCAGCAUACAAUUCUUACAUAUUCCUGGUGUAGAAUCUGCAAACAGGUAACACCAGUUGUUGCUCUUUCCAAUGAGUCCUGGUCUAUGUCAUUUGCAAAAUACCUUGAACUUAGGUUUUAUGGGCACCAGUAUACUCGCAGAGCCAACGCUGAGCCCUGUGGUCACUCCAUCCAUCAUGAUUAUCACCAGUAUUUCUCCUAUAACCAGAUGGUGGCGUCUUUCAGUUAUUCUCCCAUUCGACUUCUUGAAGUAUGUGUUCCACUCCCCAAAAUAUUCAUUAAGCGUCAGGCCCCAUUAAAAAUGUCCCUUCUUCAGGAUCUGAAGGACUUCUUUCAAAAAGUUUCACAGGUAUAUCUUGCCAUUGAUGAAAGACUUGCAUCUUUGAAAACUGAUACAUUUAGUAAAACAAGAGAGGAAAAAAUGGAAGAUAUUUUUGCACAGAAAGAGAUGGAAGAAGGUGAGUUCAAGAACUGGAUUGAGAAGAUGCAAGCAAGGCUCAUGUCUUCCUCUGUAGAUAUCCCUCAGCAACUGCAGUCGGUCUUUGAGUCACUCAUUGCCAAGAAACAAAGUCUCUGUGAAGUGCUGCAAGCUUGGAAUAACAGGUUGCAGGACCUUUUCCAACAGGAAAAGGGUAGAAAGAGACCUUCAGUUCCUCCAAGUCCUGGAAGACUGAGACAAGGGGAAGAAAGCAAGAUAAGUGCAAUGGAUGCAUCUCCACGGAAUAUUUCUCCAGGACUGCAGAAUGGAGAAAAAGAGGAUCGCUUCUUAACAACUUUGUCCAGCCAGAGCUCCACCAGUUCUACUCAUCUCCAAUUGCCUACACCACCUGAAGUCAUGUCUGAACAGUCAGUGGGAGGGCCCCCUGAGCUAGAUACAGCCAGCAGUUCCGAAGAUGUGUUUGAUGGGCAUUUGCUGGGAUCCACAGACAGCCAAGUGAAGGAAAAGUCAACCAUGAAAGCCAUCUUUGCAAAUUUGCUUCCAGGAAAUAGCUAUAAUCCUAUUCCAUUUCCUUUUGAUCCAGAUAAACACUACUUAAUGUAUGAACAUGAACGAGUGCCCAUUGCAGUCUGCGAGAAGGAACCCAGCUCCAUCAUUGCUUUUGCUCUCAGUUGUAAAGAAUACCGAAAUGCCUUAGAGGAAUUGUCUAAAGCGACUCAGUGGAACAGUGCUGAAGAAGGGCUUCCAACAAAUAGUACUUCAGAUAGCAGACCAAAGAGUAGCAGCCCUAUCAGAUUGCCUGAAAUGGGUGGAGGACAGACAAACCGUACAGCAGAAACAGAACCACAACCAACCAAAAAGCCUUCUGGAAUGUUGUCCUUCUUCAGAGGGACAGCAGGGAAAAGCCCCGAUCUCUCUUCCCAGAAGAGAGAGACCUUACGUGGAGCAGAUAGUGCUUACUACCAGGUUGGGCAGACGGGCAAGGAGGGGACCGAGAAUCAAGGCGUUGAGCCUCAAGAUGAAGUAGAUGGAGGAGAUACACAAAAGAAACAACUCGUAAACCCUCAUGUGGAACUUCAAUUUUCCGAUGCUAAUGCCAAGUUUUACUGUCGGCUCUACUAUGCGGGAGAGUUUCAUAAGAUGCGUGAAGUGAUUCUGGACAGCAGUGAGGAAGAUUUCAUUCGUUCCCUCUCCCACUCAUCGCCCUGGCAGGCCCGGGGAGGCAAAUCAGGAGCUGCCUUCUAUGCAACUGAGGAUGAUAGAUUUAUUUUGAAGCAAAUGCCUCGUCUGGAAGUCCAGUCCUUCCUCGACUUUGCACCACAUUACUUCAAUUAUAUUACAAAUGCUGUUCAACAAAAGAGACCCACAGCAUUGGCCAAAAUUCUUGGAGUUUACAGAAUUGGUUAUAAGAACUCUCAGAACAACACCGAGAAGAAGUUAGAUCUCCUUGUCAUGGAAAAUCUUUUCUAUGGGAGAAAGAUGGCACAGGUUUUUGAUUUGAAGGGCUCUCUUAGGAAUCGGAAUGUAAAAACUGACACUGGAAAAGAGAGUUGUGAUGUGGUCCUGCUAGAUGAAAAUCUCCUAAAGAUGGUUCGAGACAACCCUCUGUACAUUCGUUCUCAUUCCAAAGCUGUGCUGAGAACCUCGAUCCAUAGUGACUCCCAUUUCCUUUCUAGCCACCUCAUUAUAGAUUAUUCUUUGCUGGUUGGGCGAGAUGAUACUAGCAAUGAGCUAGUAGUUGGAAUUAUAGAUUAUAUUCGAACAUUUACAUGGGACAAAAAGCUUGAGAUGGUUGUGAAAUCAACAGGAAUUUUAGGUGGACAAGGUAAAAUGCCAACAGUGGUGUCUCCGGAGUUGUACAGGACUAGGUUUUGUGAGGCAAUGGACAAGUAUUUCCUAAUGGUACCAGACCACUGGACAGGCUUGGGUCUGAAUUGCUGAAAUCAAGCACAUAUUUUGAAAUGGACUGUGAAGGAAAAGGGGACAGAAACAAAGGACCAAAAAUAAGCUACAUGUUUUAUUUCUUCAUCGUGUUCACCACUGUAUGCAAAGGCUUUUCAGUUCUGUGGCUCUUUAGACUGUCCGUAAUGGAAUGGUAAAACUCCAUGAAUUUGCACUUUGGUUUUUGAUACCUGUGGAUUAGCUGUCUGUAGGUUGGGAAGUGGCAUGAAAAUUUUCUUAAGCUAAAAUACAGACAUGUUUCAAAGGGCUAAGGUUGGAGAUGAGUAGAUAGGGUGAAAAAUGGGUUAAAUUUGCUAGCUUAAUUGUUUUAAGAAGAAAACGUGGCUGGGCGUGGCGGCUCAUGCUUGUAAUCCCAGCACUUUGGGAGGCCAAGGCGGGCGGAUCACGAGGUCAGGAGAUCGAGACCACGGUGAAACCCCGUCUCUACUAAAAAUACAAAAAAUUAGCCGGGCGUGGUGGCGGGCGCCUGUGGUCCCAGCUACUCGGAGAGGCUGAGGCAGGAGAAUGGCGUGAACCCGGGAGGCGGAGCUUGCAGUGAGCCGAGAUUGCGCCACUGCACUCCAGCCUGGGUGACAGAGCAAGACUCCGUCCCACAAAAAAAAAAAAAAAAAAAAAAAGAAAACAGUGUCUCAUAAAUUGACUAUCCUGGCAUCACAUUUAACACAUUCUCUACUUAGAAAGCAUUUGUAGAGCUGCUGAAUUUGUUUUGUAUUUUUCUGUAGUAAUUUAGUGUUACUUAUUAUCAGAAUUUCUGAAACCUUUACAAAAAUUCUGAUUUAUUCCAUUAAUGGCCAGUUAAACACGUGGGCAUUUAUUGUUUUAUUGAGGAAUUUGACUUAAACUGGGAAUCCUGUCAUGUUCUUUAUCUUUCCAGCUUGCCUGUUUUUGAGUAUGUUUGAUGUUUUUAAAAUUUUGUCUUCUCUGUGGAUGACAGGAGGCUACAGCCAUUAACUUUAAGCCUUCUUUUAGAUAUAUUUUUAAAGCUUGUUUAAAAUUUUUGUGCAAUUGAUAUAUUAAACUGCACUUACUUGCAUAUGCUCAUAUUCUAGGGUUUUUUCUCUAUUUUUAGGGUAUCAUAGUAAAUCAUUAGUAAAUGAGUCUGUAGUUACUAAACCCUAAUGGAAUAAUUAUUAAUGAAGGAUUUUUAAAAUAUAAAAAAUAAAUUAGGCCCAAUCCAAGAAAUUGAGUGAGAAGGAAACACUUGUUUUUUCCACAGAAGUAAAGUGUCUUUUCAAUAUAACCAGCAAUGUAGGUGGCAUCUAUAAAAUAAAAAAAUUUCCACUGUGGACAUCCCCUUUUCCAACUUUCUACAUAAUGGCUAGUUCUGACUGCUAAGAAAUGUUAAGAAAUAGGCCAAGUGCGGUGGCUCACACUUAUAAUCCUAGCACUUUGGGAGGCCUAGGCGGGCAGAUCACCUGAGGUCAGGAGUUCAAGACUAGCCUGGCCAACAUGACGAAACCCCGUCUCUACUAAAAAGACAAAAAAUUAGCUGGGCGUGGUGGCAUAUACCUGUAACCCCAACUACUUGGGUGGCUGAGGCAGGAGAAUUGUUUGAACCUGGGAGGUGGAGGCUGCAGUGAGCUGGGAUUACACCAUUGCAUUCCAGCCUGGGCAACAAAGCAAGACUCUGCCUCAAAAAACAAAACGAAACAAAAAAAGAAAGUUAUUCUUAGUAAGGAACUUCUUGUUUAAUAGCAUUUUUGUUUAUUUAAAAAAGUGAUCAGAAGUAGUAAACUAUCUUUGAGGAAAUACUGUAGCCCCAGAAUAUUUCCUCUUGACUUGUUUUUGUAACAAGGAUAAUUUAGGGAUUUAUAAAGUUGUAAGGAUUUCACUGUUUUCGGACUGCCUAUAAUAAUAGCACAUUAACCUUCACAUAAUAAGAAAUCUGGACAAGUUCAGUUACACAGUAUGAUGAAUACUUGAAUUAGGAACAUUAUGGAAAAUUUGCUUUAGAGAAUGAAGGCAGUAGUUUGGUAUUUGGUGCUUAUUAAAAAUGUGGUUUGUUUUGAACUGGAAGCAAGUUGACCAAGGACUUAUGACUAAUGUGAUGCCAAGUUCCACUUGGCCCCUUUUAAAAACUUGUAUGUGCCUUUUGAAGAUACACAAAACACUGAGGAUUUUAGUUUGAAAUCAAAGACUAUUAAAGGAGCUGUACAGAGGUAAAAAAAAAUAAAUGUGGAACAUUAUUAACUUAUUUUGUGUCCAGGAACAGUGGAUUUUAUAUUUGAUUUAAAAUGCCAACACUGUUUUGUCUCUGUUCAUUUUUUCUGUGAGGAUACUUAGGGUUAUUUAUCCUGUCCAUUUCCUGUACUCCUCUAGUCAUGAGCACUUGAAGUAUAAGGUGUCUCCCCCUAGGUGCAAUUAGGUUGUUUCUUUGUUUUUAGUUUCAAUUCUGCGUGCCUAGCAGGAAUGCUCCACAGGAAUGGCUUCUGACAAUAAUCUGUCCUGUUGAUUUUGUUUUCCUUGCCCAUGACUUGAACAACUGUGUUUUAAAGUACUGUUGUCUAGUAGGUAACUUUGUGGCAAAAAUUUUCAAUAUAAUACAUUCUGAAACAAUAGUUGGUGCCUUGCAAAGGUAAUCUCUCAUUUCAAAAUUGGACAGUAUUAAUGAAGGGGAAAUAUAAAAUUUAACUAUUCCUAUUGAGUGGUAGAACUAUAUGUCUGGUCCCUUGCUGCUCUUGUUUAGGCCACUAUCAUAGAUAUAUUUCAAAUAUUGUACUACUCAGUGUUAAGUAUUGAAGGACUGUUUUCCUUUCCUUCAAGGCCUAGAGUAUAUUCUGAAAAUUUAGGAAUGAGGAAGAAAUCUUAAUACUUCCUUCCUUAACAUACAACAUGAGUCCCGAGAAUAACUGAUAGUAGCAAGAGAAAACUAUGUCAGUAACAUGUUGCUUUGUAUAAAAAUCAUAUUUAUAGAUGUGAAGCUUUUUGAUGCCAUCAAAACUUAUUUAAAAAUAGGAAGGAUUUACUUUUUUCUAAUUCUGACCUAAGAAAAAUAAUGAGAACAAGCUGUUGCAAGCUCUUUUGUAGUCUAUUGAAUACUUGAUAGAUAUUCAAAAUUUCCUACAAACUAUAAUUUUUUCCAUGAUUUAGCAGUGAGUGGUUUUCUAGCUUUGGCUCUUAUUAGGUAUUGUAAAUAGUAGGGUUAUAUCGAUAUCAGCUUUUGUGAUGGCUUUGUGGUCAUCAGCUUCAUGACAUUUUACCCAUUUGCAGUGAUCCUGUGUAAAACUGCCAAGGAAAGUAAUUACCUGUAGGAGUUUGCUGAGCUUGAAGAGUGAAAACUGUUGUGAAUAAGCCUGAUCAUAAAACAGAUCAGGCCAUUCAUUAUUCCUCAAGUGUUAAUAUACUGACUUAUGCAGUAUUCAAACCAUCUAGUGCAAUCUUUUGUUGUUUUUUUUUUGUUUUGUUUUUGUAACACAGGUGCAGUGUAUUAUAGAAAAAAUAAAAACUAUAAUCAUUAGCAGUUUUAAUACUGCUGUGUCAGUUUUGUAAAAAAUGUACAUUAUGUCUUUUGACAUGUUGAAUUUUAAACUAGGGAAAUGACAUUGUAAAUCAUAGUAGCUUCUUUUAAUAUGAAAAAUGCCACUAUAUUGAAAGUACUUAAUGUAUUAUAUUGUAUAUAUUUCUCUACUUUGGUUCUAGCUAUUUUAUAUGAUUGACAUGUUAUUUAAAAGAUAACUGCCUUGAACUUUUGGAGACUUGUAUUGUAAAUAAAGAAAUCUUAACAAUAAACUGAGAAUCUACUUA
Molecule: messenger RNA, 10378 nt
Organism: Symphalangus syndactylus (siamang)
Lineage: Eukaryota; Metazoa; Chordata; Mammalia; Primates; Hylobatidae
Gene: PIKFYVE
Product: phosphoinositide kinase, FYVE-type zinc finger containing
Biological process (GO): phosphatidylinositol metabolic process; intracellular signal transduction; phagosome-lysosome fusion
Cellular component (GO): vesicle membrane; cytoplasmic vesicle
Molecular function (GO): ATP binding; 1-phosphatidylinositol-5-kinase activity; 1-phosphatidylinositol-3-phosphate 5-kinase activity
Source: RefSeq, a predicted model, not a curated record